AUGGACGGAUGGAUGAGCCGAGCUCGCUCCCCAUCGCGGCGCGCCACGCCAUCGCAUUCCCCUUUCCAGGCGGCGCCCUGCCACCCAGGCAUGCGAGGGCGCGGAGGCCAACCGCGCGGCGGCGGCUCGCGGAAGGAGGGCGCGAGGGCCGGGCCCGAGUGGCGGCGCGCCGACGGCCGGGCCGAGGCGCUCGCCGCCGACCGCGCGCGGCUGGAGGCGGAGAACGAGGCCCUCCACGCGCGGCUCCGCCAGGUGAGCCGCCGAGGGUUUCCUGCUUUCGAGGGUUUUUGUCCGUACGUAGCAGCUGACGCUGGUUGUUUUGCUGCGCUUAAUCGCGCGCGAUUCAAGGCGGAGGCGAGCGGGAGGAAGCGGAGGACGGCCUACGUUCAGCCUUCUGCUAAUCCCAAGUUCGUCGAGCACCGGGAGAUUGACUCAGAGGAUUCCCGCAACUGUGAGGCUCCUUUUCACAUCAAUUACUCAGGACCAAAGGUACAACUAAAGGGAGGUAGAAGACAUGGAGAGCGUACUCAAAAUGAUGCGGACCAUGGGGGCGCUGUAAGAGAUUUACCAGCAGAGCCAAGGAUAUCAAAGCAAGCUAUUCAUAAGAGCUCAAAAAAGGAUAAGGAAGCUACCGAAGCAGCAGAGAAGCUUCACCAGAACAUGAAAAAACGGCCCUGUUUGAGAGCAGGAGGAGCUGUUGAUGCAGUAAACAAGGAGAAUAUUCACAAGCGCAAGAAGGAUAGUAGUAAGAUGGAUCUUGAACAGUGCACGGAGACUAAUCAAAAGCGCAGGAAGGAUACCAGUAAGAUGGUUCUUGAACAAAGCACAGAGAAUAUUCACAAGCACAAGAAGGAUAGUAGUAAGAUGGAUCUUGAACAGUGCACGAAAUCCCCUGUUCUUCCUCAAGGAGAUGGAUGGCAUCUUCGACCUCCAAAGAAGGAGAUUAUUCAAAAGGGCAGGCAGGAUACCAGUAAGAAGGUUCUAGAACAAAGCACAGAGACUAUUCACAAUCGCAAGAAGGAUAGUAGUAAGAUGGAUCUUGAACAGUGCACGAAAUCCCCUCUUCAUCCGCAAGGAGAGCGAUGGCAUCUUCGACCUCCAAAGAAGGAGACUAUUCAAAAGGCCAGGAAGGAUACCAGUAAGAAGGUUCUAGAACAAAGCACAAUGCAGAUCUUCGUCAAGUUCAUGAAUGGCGAGACCAUCAUUCUCAAAGAGGUCGCAAGAUCAGAUACGAUCUACAACUUGAAGUCCAAGAUUGAAGACAAGGAAGGCAUCCCUGCAGGCCACCAGAGACUCAUAUUUGAGAAUGAGCAGCUGGUGGGCGGCCGCACCCUCAAGGACUACAACAUCAAGGAGAGGUCCACCCUUGACCUUGUCUUCCAAGGGAUGCAUAUCUUUGUCGAGACGCCUGGUGUGAUGACCAAGACGCUCGAGGUUGAGAGUGCAGAUACGAUAUACAGCGUGAAGGCGAAGCUGUUCGAUGAGACCGGAUAUGUCCCAGGAAUGCAGCGCAUCAUGUUUGUGGGGAGGGAGCUGGAGGAAGCCCGCACUUUGGCCGACUACGACGUCCAGAACAAUUCCACCGUUCGUCUUGCGCUGCGCCCCUGGAGGCUGAAGGACAGGAGGCACAUCUGGGUCAGGACGGCGACGGGCAGGACCAUCAUCAGAUAUUGCGCCAUGUCCUCGGAGUCCGUCGGCGAUGUCAAGGACAAGAUCUUUGUCGAGCUGGGCAUCCCCACGGAGCAGCAGUGCCUUUCCUGGGGUGAAGGCGGAGCAGCGCUGGAGAACUGGUGCACCAUGGAGGAGACGGAGCGCUACCUCGUUCUGCGGCUCUGCCUUCCUGUGUUGUCUGUUUUUUGUGAUGGUAGCGAGAGUCCAGACACGCCACUCGCCAGAGGUAGAACUAAUGUGACUGACACUUGGCCUAAUAUGUGGGUUCAGGACUGAAGGCAGCAUUGUCUCUGUUUUUCUUCAGUUGAGAGUAAGGAACACGUGUAGAUGUGAAACUCGUCUUUUUUUUUUCCUGUCUAAUCUAUUUCUAUGCCCAGAAAGCAAAUACGGUGCGGAUGAUCGAAUCACAAAAUGAAAUCCUAUUCUGAUACUCGCUUUGUAAACUUAUAUAUGACUUUUUAGA
Messenger RNA from Triticum dicoccoides, 2134 nucleotides. RefSeq lists its product as uncharacterized. Gene Ontology annotation, molecular function: protein binding. The transcript is spliced from 12 exons. The record is from RefSeq and is a predicted model, not a curated record. Lineage: Eukaryota; Viridiplantae; Streptophyta; Magnoliopsida; Poales; Poaceae. The coding region runs from base 1 to 1947 and encodes 648 amino acids.